AAAACUGUUCUUGUAGAGAGUAUGUAGUUUCAUUCAUCUUGCUACAAGAGAGACUUCAUGGUCCAAAAAUCACCGGUGACGAAGUUUCUAUAUAUAUAUUGUUUUGUAUAAAAAAAUAGGUGCUUAUUUUCUUCUUCAAUGUUGCUACAUGAAACGAAAGGCUUUCUAAACCCAGCAGUAUUGAUUUUUCUUUAAAGAUUUUAGUCAGUUGAAAAGAAUUCACGUGGAUUAAUUCAAUGAAAAAAAAUAAUGAUUAAAUUGAAAUUAUUUGAACUGGACUCAAGCCUUUGAAAGGUUCCCAAUGGUUUGCUUGUAUGAGGAAAGACUCGAGAUAACAUAGUUAUUACAAAGAAAACUGAAGCUUUUUUCAUUCAUCUACAAGUUUUACAGGAUAUUAAAGUUCACACGAUAGUCCUUCACAACGGGCAAAUUUGAUUUACUGUCUGUGACAAAUCCUUCUAGUAACUAAAGAUCAAGUUGGCAACAAUUUCGGUUCAAUCCUUCACUUCUACUGAAUUUAAGAGAAACAUAUAUAUAAAAGUUAUUCAUGACCUUCCUCAAAGGAAUGCCCUACUAAACCUUACCUUGUAGCUUGUAACUAGUAUAGUGUCUUUAGAAGAAGAAAGCGUUUUCUUGUUCUAUUGACAUACUCUAUUUGGCAUAAAGACUUUAAAUUAACAUCAUAAACAUUUGUGAAAUGAAUGUUGCUUUCCGGUGUGCAUACACCUAUCCUAAGCAAUGAUUACUCCAAAAUUUGAUUUGCAGCAGGAUGCGGAUUUUCUUUAUUUAAGCAUUCAUGCACCUCAUAUAAAGGCUCAAAAUGCCGAAAUUGAAGCUAUGGGAUCAGAGAUCCAUUUUUGUAUCGCCCCGUACUUCUUGAAACUAGAGCUUCCGGGAAAUGUAUUAGAUGAUGAACGAUCUCAUGCUUCUUAUGACAUUGGGAAAGGAAUGAUUCAUAUUAAAUUCGCCAAGGAAACUCCUGGGGAAGAGUUUCCUAAUUUAGACUUAUUAACGACUUUACUUGUGAAUAAAGAAAAAUCAAAGACACCUAAGAAAGCAUUGAUUGAAGAAGUGGGUGAUGUCCCGGCUGCAGCAAGUACAGAAGGAGAGGUACAAGCAGACGACAUUGAUCCAGAAAUCGAUUGGAGAAAUAUCCGUUUUGAUGAUCCCAACUUCGACUGGGGUUUGCUUCAAAGGAUGGAAGAUAAAAAGAUGAAAUAUACAUCUACAUCAAAUUACGGAUUUAAUGAUCAACAUACUGGAUUACUUAAAUACUUGGAGGGGAAUGAAAUAAACGUGUUGCCAGAGCCUGAACUUACGGACCCGGUACAAAGGAGCCAAAUACGAAAGCAAACAGAAGAUGAGAAGUUCGAUCCAGAGUAUUAUUUAGCUGAUUUUUACGAUCAUGAGAUGAUUGAUGAGUUGAUUCACUACACUCCUGAUUAUGUUGAAUUGUCCAAACGCGCUAAAUCCGGAGAACCAAUACCUUUUGAAUUCACAGAAAAUGAACAGCAAGGUUUAUUAUCCCUUCCGAAAAAAUCAUAUAUUAUUGAAAAUCCAAAGAGGAUUUACCUUAACCUGGUGGCACUAAUUUUCGCAUAUGCUUAUGAUCACCGGACAACAUUAGGAGACCCUAGCAGUGAAUCUGUCUGGAACAUUGGAAUCAUGGCUCCUAAUAUCGCAUGCCUUGACACAAAUUUUUCUUCAAUUCAAGAAGUAGCUUGUGCAUGCUUCCGCCGAUCCUUGGCAUAUCCCUUGUAUCGAAAUUGGAAUCUUGCAGAAACAUGUUGGAAAGACACGUAUGCCAUUCUCAGCCUGGGAAAGCGAUGGAUUCUUCGUGUUUUACUCCGCAUGAAAUCUUUAUUUGAACAUCAUGAUGUAUAUUACAUUUACAAUACCAUGAUUAUUAAUGAUUAUGCUUAUUGGAUUCAAACAGCAAAUGACAACGUGCUAGAAGCCCUGACUUAUCAGGUUAUGGAAUAUAUGCCAAAAAAGUCUGACGUUGGCUGGCAACUAGAGGAGUUGGAAGCGGAAAGUAUUCAACAAAUGGAAGAGGAUAAUGAUGGAGAGGAUUAGGUUCAUAUAAAAAUCAGAAAAGUAAACGGAAUGUUAAACAUUGAAGCAUUAGGAGAAAGGUAUAGACUGGUAUUCCAGGUAUUCUAGGGAAAAGCAGUUGGAACCAGCAGUUCAUAACCAAUAACUAAAAGUUGGAAAAAAAGAGCGAUG
Messenger RNA from Schizosaccharomyces cryophilus OY26, 2226 nucleotides. Its product is annotated as box H/ACA snoRNP assembly protein Shq1. The transcript has 5 exons. Gene Ontology annotation, biological process: box H/ACA snoRNP assembly. The record is from RefSeq and is a predicted model, not a curated record. The coding region runs from base 739 to 2076 and encodes 445 amino acids. NCBI's taxonomy places the organism in Eukaryota, Fungi, Ascomycota, Schizosaccharomycetes, Schizosaccharomycetales, Schizosaccharomycetaceae. Gene Ontology annotation, cellular component: nucleoplasm; cytoplasm.